AUGCCUACAGCAAAAGCAAUUGUCGCCCGCGAGCCCCGGUUCACAGCGCUGAACUGGGCGCUCGAGGAUGUCUGCGUCUCUAAUGAGCCCGGCGACGACGAGGUCCUUGUCGAGAUGGUCGCUUCUGGCGUCUGCCAUACCGAUAUCGUACUCUCUGCGGUGCCGUCAGGGCAGCUAGGAAUUGGGUAUCCAAAAGUGAUAGGCCACGAGGGAUCUGGAUACGCGCGCAGAAUCGGUAAGAACGUCACAACUGUCCAGGAAGGAGACCCGGUGUUGCUUUCAUUCUAUUCCUGCGGGAGCUGUGGGCAGUGCCAGGAGAGGCACCCAGCAUACUGCGACUCGUUCGCGGUAGAAAAUUACGUCGGGCGCAGGGGGCAUGUCACGACAGCCAAUUCUGCCAAUGGUAAAGGGGACAAUGGGGAGCAGGUCCACUCGCGCUUCUUUGGACAGUCUAGUUUCGCGCGGUACAGCAUCGUUGAUAAAUCGUGUAUCGUGAACGCGAAGGAUCUCAUUCGGAGUGAAGACGAACUGACCCUCUUUGCGCCGCUCGGAUGCGGGUUCCAGACGGGGAUGGGAGCGAUCGAGAAUGUGGCAAAGCCCGACGAGAACAGCGUGCUUGUCGUUCUGGGACUGGGAAGUACGGCAUUGAUCCGUCCGCACAGUGCCAUCGUCGGCGUCGACAGGCUCCCUGGCCGUCUGGAACUCGCCAAAGAGCUCGGCGCUACACACACAAUCGAUACUUCGCCGCCUGGAUUCAACCUGCAAAAGACACUCCUUGAGAUGUUUCCUAGUGGAGUACACCAUAUCGUCGACACAACGGGGGCUCCUGUGCUCAUCGAGGAUGGGCUGCGAUCUCUCAGGCAGCGCGGGAAGAUUGUUCUGAUUGGCGUGCCGCCGAUGCAGUACGAGCUGGGGAUUGGGGUGGUUCAGCAUAUCAAUACCGGCAGGGCUGUUGUUGGGUGUAUUGAGGGUGACUGUGUUCCUGGCGAGGCGGUCCCGAAACUGGUCCAGUGGUACAGAGAAGGACGGUUCCCGAUCGAGAAGCUGAUUACUUACUUUGAGGCGGGUGACUUUAGGCAAGCGCUGGCUGGGCUAGAUGAUGGCUCUGUGAUCAAGGCUGUCCUCAAAUGGAAGGAUGAAUAG
Messenger RNA from Aspergillus nidulans FGSC A4, 1143 nucleotides. Its product is annotated as NAD(P)-dependent alcohol dehydrogenase. NCBI's taxonomy places the organism in Eukaryota, Fungi, Ascomycota, Eurotiomycetes, Eurotiales, Aspergillaceae. The record is from RefSeq and is a predicted model, not a curated record. Gene Ontology annotation, molecular function: oxidoreductase activity; zinc ion binding. The transcript has 6 exons. The coding region runs from base 1 to 1143 and encodes 380 amino acids.